AUGGCUAAACGAAUCUAUAAAAGCAAAACAGAGAAGAGAAAGUUUGGAAAGCAGCACCAGCUCCAAGUCCUUUUUCUCCACGAGUCGGAAGGUUUAUCACUGAAGAAAGCUAAGGGACAUGAUCUCCUCAAGUACCCGGAGGGAUCGGGAAUGUGCCGAUCGCUUCCGGGCUGGAGCUUGACGCAGCGCGAGGGCAUCCAUGCCAUCAUAGCUUCCGGGUCCUCAGAAACAGGCGAUGGGCCAAUCGGGCGAAUGGCGAUUCAGUGA
Penicillium chermesinum is the source of this 267-nucleotide messenger RNA. RefSeq lists its product as uncharacterized. Bases 1 to 267 code for a protein of 88 amino acids. The record is from RefSeq and is a predicted model, not a curated record. Lineage: Eukaryota; Fungi; Ascomycota; Eurotiomycetes; Eurotiales; Aspergillaceae. The transcript has a single exon.